GUCGAUUCCAACGUAUCUCAGGCCAAAACUAGUCCAAUAUAGAUCGAUUUGAUUUGAUUCGAAUUUUUUUAGAUCAAUCAUGAUCGAUUUAAUCGGUUCGGAUAGGUUUUGGCACACAUAUUCAGAUUGCCACAUAAUGUUGUCGAAGGGAAUCUUCAAAAAAGUUUCCAGAAUUCGAGAGAAACAUGCCACCAUUAAAAUUUGUGAUUUAGGUUCUGGAUAGUGUUUAUGCUCAUCGCUCACGAACUAGUUUUCUUAUCGUCGCCUUAGAGGGAUGAAAUUGAAAUACAAGCCGGCAGUUUUGAUGGGCGGAAAGAAUCUCGUGUACGAUUGCGGUCGGGGUUUGUUCGGGAAGAAGUUCCUCUCUGCAAAACUCAAUGGAAUUACUAAUGAUUCCAAGGAUCCAUCAGUUGAUACUUUUCCGGUCAAUAACUCUUCCAAUGCUGAAAUGCUUUGGAAUCGUUUGGAUCUAAAAAUUGACAUCCAAGGAUCUUCCCCUCAGAAUGGUGGCGAAGUAAUCCUGGCAGGCCCCAUUGUUCAGAAUAGUUUAUCGGUGAGCCCAUAGCUACCUAUAAUCAGGAUUAUUGAACCCUAGGUUGCAUCAAGUGGGAAGGGUGCAGAUUUCCUUGAGGAUGUUGAUGAGCAGGCAGCCUUUGUGCUACUUGGAGAGCUAGAGCAUAGAGGAGUGGUGGAUUCAACACCAGUUAUGUUUACUUUGGCAGGUUAUGUCAUCUUUCUCUUUGUUUGUUGUAGAGGUUUAAAAUCAAUAUACUUGAUCUAAUAAAUUCACUGGAUGUUUUGACCCCCUCAUUUUGCUCUCGAGUGGUGUGUGUUGUUGGCUGUUUUCAAUUUUGUAAACACUAUACAUGACAUGCCCCUCUUGUACAAUAUGACAGUUUGUUGCUUUUAAAUCAUGGAGAAAAAUCUGAUACAAAAUAA
Molecule: messenger RNA, 939 nt
Organism: Macadamia integrifolia
Lineage: Eukaryota; Viridiplantae; Streptophyta; Magnoliopsida; Proteales; Proteaceae
Product: probable RNA 3'-terminal phosphate cyclase-like protein
Exons: 3
Coding region: 275-565 (96 amino acids)
Biological process (GO): endonucleolytic cleavage of tricistronic rRNA transcript (SSU-rRNA, 5.8S rRNA, LSU-rRNA)
Cellular component (GO): nucleolus
Molecular function (GO): RNA endonuclease activity
Source: RefSeq, a predicted model, not a curated record